UCGCAGCGCAGGCCGAGGUGCUCAGUCGGUCAGCGCGCGGCGAGGACGGCGAGAUGCUGCGUCGGCUGUGCUGGCUGCUGGGCCUGCUGGGACCCCUGGCGGGGGCCCUGGCGGCGAGCCCCGAUCGACGGCCGUUCAACCAGAACACCAAGAACCCAAGCCUCUUCAACAUCGGCGGCGUGCUCAGCGGCAACGAGAGCGCCGCGCAUUUCGAGAAGAUCAUCGCGCAUUUGAACUUCAACAACGAGUAUGUGCAGCGAGGCAACACGUACAGAGCCGAAGCGAUUCAAAUGGACCAGAAUCCAAUCCGCACCGCGCUCAACGUUUGCAAAAAUCUCAUCUCCAAGCGGGUGUAUGCUGUAAUCGUGUCACACCCUUUAAUCGGCGACCUUUCGCCAGCGGCGGUGUCCUACACCAGCGGCUUCUAUCACAUUCCUGUCAUUGGCAUUUCUAGCCGCGAUUCGGCCUUUUCCGACAAGAACAUCCACGUGUCGUUUCUGCGCACCGUGCCGCCGUACUCGCACCAGGCCGACGUUUGGGUCGAGCUGCUGAACCACUACGCGUUCAUCAAGGUCAUCUUCAUCCACAGCUCGGACACCGACGGCCGCGCCCUUUUGGGCCGCUUCCAGACCGCCUCACAGUCUUCCGAGGACGAUGUCGAAGUCAGGGUCAAUGUUGAGUUGGUCAUCGAGUUUGAACCAGGCCUGGACAGCUUUGCAGACCAACUGAACGAGCUCAAGGGCACCCAAGCCAGGGUCUAUCUUCUGUAUUCAGGUAGGCAUGAGGACGCUGAGGUUAUUUUCCGGGAGGCGGCAUCCAAAAACAUGACGGAAGACGGGCACGUUUGGAUUCUAACGGAGCAGGCCCUGAUGGCAAAAAAUGUGCCUGAGGGGGCGCUUGCCCUGCGCUUGAUCAACGCCACCAGCGAGUUUGACCACAUCCAGGACAGCAUCUACGUCCUGGCGUCGGCGAUCAAAGAAAUGAACAAGACUGUCAACAUCACAGAGGCGCCGGCAAAUUGCGACGACUCUGCCACCAUUUGGGAGACCGGGAAAACCCUCUUUGACUACAUCCGGCGGCAAGUGCUGUUUAAAGGCGCGACUGGGAAAGUGGCUUUUGAUGAUAAUGGUGAUAGGAUGUUUGCCGAGUACGAUAUAAUCAACGUUCAAGAAGACCAGAAGCAGGUCUCGGUCGGCAGAUACUUUUUCCAUCGGGACUUGGACCGAAUGUCUUUGCGAUUGAACGAGAGAAAGGUUGUGUGGCCAGGGCGAUCAAGAACGAAGCCAAAGGGUUACAUCCUUCCCACGCACCUGAAGGUGCUCACCAUCGAAGAGAAGCCGUUCGUGUACGUUCGCGAGCUCACCAACUUAGACACUCCUGAUUGUCUGCCGGAUGAAGUGAGAUGUCCUCUGUUUAACACCACCAAUGAGCACGAUCCAGAACGGAUGUUCUGCUGCAAAGGCUACUGCAUCGACCUGCUGCUGCACUUGUCCUCGAAAAUAAAUUUCACCUUCAACCUGGCUCUCUCACCCGACGGCCAAUUCGGUUCCCACAUCGUUAGAAAUAACUCAAUCGGAGGGAAAAAAGAGUGGACCGGACUGAUCGGUGAGGUGGUCAACGACCGCGCGGACAUGAUAGUCGCCCCUCUGACCAUCAAUCCGGAGCGCGCCGAGUACAUCGAGUUCAGCAAGCCGUUCAAGUACCAAGGAAUCACGAUCCUGGAGAAAAAGCCAUCCCGCAGCUCGACCCUCGUGUCGUUCUUGCAGCCCUUCAGCAACACCCUCUGGAUACUGGUCAUGGUGUCCGUGCACGUCGUCGCCCUUGUCCUCUACCUCCUCGACAGAUUUUCUCCGUUUGGCCGCUUCAAGCUGGCCAACUCAGACGGGACGGAGGAAGACGCUUUGAACCUGUCGAGUGCCAUCUGGUUCGCGUGGGGUGUGCUGCUCAACAGCGGCAUCGGCGAGGGAACGCCGCGCAGCUUCUCGGCGCGCGUGCUGGGCAUGGUGUGGGCCGGCUUCGCCAUGAUCAUCGUCGCCUCGUACACCGCCAACCUGGCCGCCUUCCUCGUGCUCGAGCGGCCCAAGACCAAGCUAACAGGCAUCAACGACGCCAGGCUGAGGAACACCAUGGAGAACCUGACGUGCGCCACCGUGAAAGGAUCGGCCGUGGACAUGUACUUCAGGCGGCAGGUCGAGUUGUCCAACAUGUACCGCUCGAUGGAGGCCAACAACUACGACACCGCCGAGCAAGCCAUCAAGGACGUGAAAGACAGGAAGUUGAUGGCUUUCAUAUGGGACAGCUCGAGGCUCGAGUUUGAGGCUGCCCAGGACUGCGAGCUCGUGACCGCUGGAGAGCUUUUCGGUCGCUCAGGGUACGGCAUUGGCCUGCAGAAAGGGUCAGCGUGGACUGACUCUAUUACUCUGCACAUACUGGACGCCCAUGAAAGUGGCUUUAUGGAGUCGUUGGACAACAAAUGGAUAUUUCUGGGCAACACGCAGCAUUGCGAAGGGGACGAGAAAACGCCGAACACCCUCGGGCUGAAAAACAUGGCGGGCGUGUUCAUCCUGGUGGGGGCUGGCAUCAUCGGCGGGGUGGCCCUGAUUGUCAUCGAGAUGGCCUACAAGAAGCAUCAGAUUCGCAAGCAGAAACGCAUGGAGCUGGCGCGCCACGCGGCCGACAAGUGGCGCGGCGUGAUUGAGAAGCGGAAGACGCUGCGCGCGACGGCCGAGCGGCGCAAGUACGGCCCCAACGGCGUCGAGCGGCUGUCCGUCGAGGGCCUCCAGUACCUGGCCGCCGGCGGCUCCGGCUGGCCGUCGCCCCUCUCGUCGCCCCUCCGCCUCCGCGGCCACCGCAACAGCAGCGCCGACGAGGAGGUCAUCGACCCCGAGAGCUCCGUUCCUUACUAACCCCUCAUUCAGCACCCUCCUGCGAUUCGUUCCGAAUACUCUACAAUUCUGCAAUUCGCACACACGAGACAGGCCUACUCGCACAAACACGGGGAUAAAUAAUUGACAUAUUGACAUAUUUUUUGAACUGGUUUUUAUUCUGAAGUUGAUGACACACGCAAACAUACACGCACUCCUGCAGUUUUUUGGCCCAAAGCGAAGUUUCUUUUUGAUUCCCUCUCAAGUUUAAAACGGUAAAAUAAUAAAUGAGUGUCAUAAUCUAUAUUUAAAUCAAUGUAAUUCAAAAGACGGGCGUUUCAAAGUUUAUGAAACAAAACUAAAUGCUGGAUAUAAAAAAGAUAUUGUUGAAUGUUAUCUAAAACGGGCAUUAAUAUAAUAUGCAUGAAGUAUAAAUAGCAGGGAGAAAAGAGAGAGAAAAAACUAAGUGUAGUUAUUGAAAAAUAUAUGCGCUUUUUAUUGCUGAAAGCUGGAGAAUCUGCGGAGGAGUUUCAAAAUGAGUUCGUUAUUGAUGUUAAAAAAUAAAAAUGAAUGAAAAACCGAA
Cloeon dipterum is the source of this 3447-nucleotide messenger RNA. RefSeq names its product NMDA receptor 1 (gene Nmdar1). Gene Ontology annotation, molecular function: NMDA glutamate receptor activity. Gene Ontology annotation, cellular component: neuron projection; NMDA selective glutamate receptor complex; plasma membrane. Lineage: Eukaryota; Metazoa; Arthropoda; Insecta; Ephemeroptera; Baetidae. Bases 54 to 2906 code for a protein of 950 amino acids. The record is from RefSeq and is a predicted model, not a curated record. The transcript has 17 exons. Gene Ontology annotation, biological process: ionotropic glutamate receptor signaling pathway; regulation of membrane potential; chemical synaptic transmission.